Molecule: messenger RNA, 4734 nt
Organism: [Torrubiella] hemipterigena
Lineage: Eukaryota; Fungi; Ascomycota; Sordariomycetes; Hypocreales; Clavicipitaceae
Source: the annotation of a GenBank genome assembly
CUUAUGCAAGGCACUUAAACCGUGGAUCGGCCUGCGCCACAACCUCGUACUUUCGUGUCCAUUUGCGCCACAGUCACGCUAUCCAUGGCGCCAGCGCGUCUUGCCAGUUGCCUCCAUUUACACGCCAGUCCUGAUCACCACCAAGUUAUCCUUUGCCGACAUGAUGAAGCCGCCGUGAUGCAACCAUAUGCAACAUACAUGGAUAAUGACCAAAUUCAAGUACCUAGCCCAAAACGGGUGAAACUAUAUCCCCAGAUUCAGAUGUCCGCUGUCCGAAGAGACCUGCUAGAACUUCGCUUCACCCACGUCAAGACGCUACGGGAGUAUUUGCUGUGUAAAUUACCGGUUUCGUCUCGACUAAGAAGACGUAAAAUAGCUCAACUUGGCCUCGAGGCAGCCUGUGGUGGUACAGAAUACACCCUGUCUCAAUUGCUUGAUACCUGUCUCGUUGGGUUUCGAGUCCUCCACCAGCAUGAAGACACAGCCCGAUGGGCUUCCUGGUUAUCAUUCUCUCAAAAAGUAGAGGAUUCGUAUGUAACUGUGUCAGGGGGGCCAGAAAAUGCCCUGUAUUCCCAAAAGGAGAUAGUCGAAUUUGUCAUAUGGCUACUCUUUUCUCGCGAGAAGCGGCCAGGGUGCUGGCCCCGACACCUUAUUUGCGAUGGAUUUCGUAGGGGAAACAUAGACAAGCAGGAUGCUCCCAUGAAUAUCCCCGGCAUUUACAGUGUCUUCGAAAACGCAAACGUAGCUGCUCUCUGCUCUGACCCCUGGCCCCAAGUUUUGGCUUUACUCGGACAAGCUGGUGAGAGAAUCAUGAUUGAUCUGUUGAUUGACUGUUCUAUAUUCCUGAGAGUGCAUUCAGGAUACAAUAAUUACUAUCAACUCAAUGGGUUACCAUUGGCCGAGUAUGCUACUGCACCCAAUGCUACGAAUCUCAGCUCUGAAAGUGAGCAAACGAAAUCGAAGACUCCAUCUGAGAUUUCUAUAGUUAGAAGCCGUGUUUUUUAUGGCAAACCGUCGUUCAACGCAGGCGGUUUCAUUCAAGCAGGGCUUAAACCUAUACAUGCAUUAAAUCGUCUAAAAGUGUCCCUUCCCUCGCAAAGCAAAGGGUCACCAUCAAGGACUGCGAAAGACGAUCUACACACUCUCAAACUCAUGAUGUACAUAUUCCCGAGACAGUUCUGCUUGCACAACGUUUUCACCUCCGUCGUAGAUUCGAAUCAAACUUCACAAAAGUUUCAGGACUACACACUACGUGAGGAUGAAAUAUCGGCAGUUAUACACGCUGUGAAACAGCGGGACGCAACUAAGUUACCAAAUAUACCUAAGCGCUUGCGUGGUGACGCUAGGAGGCUGGUACGGCGAAUGCAGCUCAAUCACAAGAGGUGUUCCUACCAUGAACUUCUUAACCACUACUGUCCAUUGCCGAUUGAUAUCAAUACCGACUCUCCUGUAACGGUAAAUACACCGUCAACCUCUCAACAACCAAAGGCAGACAAUCCGCCAAACACUUACCGCUGCCCGUCAAUCAAAAAACGACAAGAGUCGGGGUCCAGGACACGAGCAAGCCAGAUGCGUGAAACAAUAUUGAAAGGCGACACCACCAUCACGGAUCUUGCAUGUACUGGGCAUCACGUUUCGAUGUUCUGUCAAACAGUUUUGUCUAGGCUGAUACCAACCGACUUUUGGGGUGUCGGUGAGACCGGGCUCCUUAAUCAAACGGAAUUCUUCAAGAAAAUAGGCCACUUUCUUUCACUUCGCCGAUUUGAAAAUAUGAGUUUGCAUGAGUUGGUUCAAGGAAUCACGAUCAGCAACAUUGCUUGGCUACAAUUGCCAUCGACUAUUAAUGAUAAGCCAAGCAAAACAGAAACUACAAAACGGAUGGAGAUAUUUCUCGAGUUUUUAUACUAUACUGUUGAUUCUCUGCUUAUCCCACUCUUGCGCAAUAACUUUUACGUUACAGAGAGCAAUACGGAUAAAUACAAGGUCUUUUAUUUUCGGCAGGACGUAUGGAAAAUGAUUUCAGAUCCGGCCAUGGACGGGUUGAGAAAUCAAAUGCUGGAAGAGUUUACUCCUCCCGAUUUGAAGAGCAUUACCGCAUCAAGGAAACUUGGUACUGCUAAGAUUAGACUACUACCGAAAGGGAGUAAGUUGCGACCAAUCACCAACCUGAAGCGGAGGGAGAUGGCCGGUAACAAGUCCAAGACUUUGCUGCGGAGCAUCAACUCUAUUAUGAAACCCGUUCACACCAUGUUGCAGUUAGAAAAGACCCUCAAUCCUUCAAUGCUUGGAGCAUCCAUGUUCUCAGUUGGUGAGCUUUAUUGGAGAAUAAAGUCGUUUCGAACACAGCUCAAAUCUCCGCUACCAUCUCUCUAUUUUGCAAAGCUGGACGUACAAGCAGCCUUCGACACGAUACCACAAGAAACGGUGUUGAAUCUCAUGUCAACAGUCCCGAAACGAGCUAAAUUUCGGGCCAACAAACAUACAGAAAUAAGUACAGGCGAGAGGCCGCUGACUGGUGAAGCACCAGCCCCCAUAAAACAAGUCAAUAGAUGGCACAACGUUGGCCAGGAUAUGGCUGACCGAGACACCCUCGUCCGUCGCAUCGAAGCUACAAUGGGGCAUAAAAAAAAGAAUACAGUUUUUGUCGGAUCCGCAGCUGUUGCAGUAUAUGAUACAAGGGCAAUGCUUCAGCUUAUGGAUGAGCAUGUUGCGCAGAAUCUAGUCAAAGUCGGGAACAAGCUAUAUCGGCAGAAGAAGGGAAUCCCACAAGGUUCUGUGAUAUCAUCCUUCCUUUGCAAUUACUUUUACGCCGACUUGGAGCGGCGACAUCUUCCGUUUCUCGCAGAAGAAGGCUGCCUCUUGGUUCGCCUAAUCGACGAUUUCCUCCUCAUAACGACUGACGAAUCGAAGGCGAAGAAGUUUGUAAGGGUGAUGCACCGCGGAUUUCCGGAAUACGGUGUGCAAGUCAGCAAGAAGAAGACUUUGGUCAACUUUGACAUGACUCUAGAAGGGGAGAGAGUUUGCAAGGUUGAUGGAAGAGGUUUUCCGUACUGCGGGACAGCGAUAGACUGCAAAACGCUCGAUAUCAGCAAAGAUCGUGAACGCAGCGCUACAAUACGUGAGAUUCAAGACUUUUUGAUACCAAAUACUAUGCUAACAAAUUCAAGAUAUUGCCAACUCCUUGACAGUCGAAUAUGGCCGACUCCCAGGACAGAACUUCCAGCGCAAAGUUUUGAAUGCUUUCAAACUUCAGUCGCACCAAAUGUUCUUUGAUACCUCGCAUAACGCAACACGAACAGUUUUGGAUUCCCUUAGAGCUGCCUUUGUAGAAACGGCGGCCAAGAUGUGUGCAUAUAUGAAGGCACUGGCGUCUGUAAAGAGGGAGCCAAACACAGCCCUAAUUAUUCGCACCGUCGGGAAGACUAUCGAUGUCGCAUACCUUAUCCUGACUAGUAAGUCGAGGAGGUUGCGGCACAAGGACUACGAGUGUGCCAUUAGAAGAAACCAAGUACAAGCGGCCGGCUUUGCCGCAUUCUUGGAGGUACUUGCGAAGAAGCAGACGCAGUACAAGGAAGUCCUGGCUUGGCUUCAGACUGAGCUGGACAAGGUUACUUGGAGUGCCCGAAAGCAUGUAUUAUAGUUUGGCAAAUGGACACUAAAAUAUUCGUGUAUUCAUACUUAUCUAGUAUUGACCAAGUGCCAGACAUGAUCAAUCUAUAUCUAGCAACUAAAUGACAAGCCCGCUCAAAAACCAAUUUUUAUCAAGAUGCGGUUGUGCCACAUAAUAUCUGUCCCAUCGCAACCACCCAGCACCAGGCUCGCCCAUGCCAAGUCCACGGAACAGCGAUACAGGGACGGGCUCCAGGAGCCACAGGCCUAGCGCAGCCAAGUCAUCAACAAACAGCGGCGCCGUCAAGAACAACCACCCAAGCACGAACAAGAAAUUGCUUGCCCGGCAGAUGGCCCUCGGGGCUGCUUUCGACACAGGCUUCAAGAUGGCCAGGAUAACCUGCUGAAUGCAAAUGCCUACGCCCUGACAAAGGAAGAAGAGCAGUGGCCGCCACGGCUUUGUCUGCGGCAUAGAAGACACACUGCCUGACAUGUGCAUCAGGCCUGACUGUGUAAAGCUGAUAAACAUGGAAAGGAUGGCAGUAAAGAGUGUGCCUUUCUGAAGAUAGCCGUGACGGAUCAUCCAGGUCGCUGGCGCAAGAAACUGAAUCCGGAAUGUCUGAUGCCACCAGGCUCCCCACAUGCCUGCGAGGCCACGAUCAAGGACCUGCGAGAAGGACCCAUAUGUAGAGGCGUACAUCCACGUGUUGUCCCUCAAUGGGAAGAACCUCUUGAUGACAAAAUACUGGACGAGAUCUGCCGCGGCAAACACGCCAUCAACUGUGGCGAGGAUGGCUACCAUGGAGAAGAUUUCGCGGUAGAGGAGCAGCGCAGGUGCUGGUAGCGAUGCAAGAUACCAUGGCAGCGGAUAUAGAUGGUGCGGUUGAUCAGGACCGAGAAUAGCGUAUGGGUCGUUGAUCAUGAAGCUGGUGAGAAAGUCGAGCAGGAGAUACGACAUUAGCAAUGUGCGGGCUCUGCUCCAGACAAAAUCGCGUUUAGUUGCGCAGCGCACAUAGCCAGAUGCCGUGACUAGAGGAAUAGUAGAUACAUCGACGAUUGAUCCAUCUACAAUGGUUUCGAGGAUGUCUGCUGGUCGAGGGAUAGCCGAGGAGGACCAGUUCCAGC